This is a messenger RNA of Dovyalis caffra, 642 nucleotides long. Lineage: Eukaryota; Viridiplantae; Streptophyta; Magnoliopsida; Malpighiales; Salicaceae. The record is from the annotation of a GenBank genome assembly.
AUGAACCCAUCUCGCAAUUUCAGCUACUUGUCUUCCUCCACCACAACAGUCACUUACUCUUUUCAUAAUGAUCACACUACCCCCAAGCAAACCAUUGAAAUCCCCAUCAAGUCUCCCUCCCCCAAAUCUACUGUCCAAUCAGUCACUGCCACUUCUGCUGCCACCAAGAUUCAAUCUUGUUACAGGGCACACAUGAUCCGAACCCUUUAUAAGAAAAUCUCAACGGUUAGUUCUGAAGCUGAUCAGUUACAAAACCAAAUCCAACGGCAAGAAACAGUGGAUGCAAUAAGAAGCAGUGAGAAAGAAAAGCUGAGGAUGAAUGAGGCCUUGAUGGGUUUGCUUCUAAGGCUUGAUUCUGUACCUGGGGUUGAUCCAACGGUGAGAGAAGCAAGAAGGAAAGUCAGCCGUAGGAUUGUGGGGUUGCAGGAAAUCUUGGACUCAAUAUGUGAAGCAAAGGUUGGUGCUUUUGAUGGUGGUGACUACUGUGGGUGGCAGUGGGAUCCACAUGGUGGAUCAUGGGAUAUGGUGUUGGAGGAGAUGGAGGAAAAGGUUUGUAUGGAAAGAGGUGGUGAAGAAAUGGAGAAGUUUUGUGCUCAAUAUCUUGGGUUUAGAUGCUUGCAGAGGUUUUUGAGAGAACCAUGA